CAGUUAACCUCACCAUUGCGCUUGCUGCCCACUGAUUUCUACCCUUUUGCGCGCGAGAACAAGCCUCAGGAUGGCGCCUCAUCCCUCGGGUGUGCUAGCUGUCCGAGUGACUCACGAGUCAGAACAGCCCUUCCAGGGCGCCUCGGACGACGAAGUGACCUGCGUUGCGUCCGCUCCGCCCAGCCCCGCUCGCGCGCAGGGGACCUGCGCGGAGGAGGAAGGGGGCGGCUGCCGAGGAGCCUCGAGGAAGCUGCGGACGAGGCGCGGGGGGCGCAGCCGGCCCAAGAGCGAGUUGGCUUUGAGCAAGCAGCGGCGGAGUCGGCGCAAGAAGGCCAACGACCGCGAGCGCAACCGAAUGCACAACCUCAACUCCGCACUGGACGCUCUUCGCGGCGUCCUGCCCACCUUUCCUGACGAUGCCAAGCUCACCAAGAUCGAGACGCUCCGCUUCGCUCACAACUACAUCUGGGCGCUGACGCAGGCGCUGCGCAUAGCAGACCACAGCCUCUGCGGGCUGGAGCCGCCCGCGCCGCCCUGCGAGGAGCUGGGCAGCCAAGACGGCGGCUCCCCGGGAGACUGGGGCUCCCUCUACUCUCCGGUUUCCCAGGCGGGCAGCCUGAGCCCCGCCGCCUCGCUGGAGGAGCGACCCGGGCUGCAGACGCCUGCCUCCCCUACCGGUCUGGGCCCUGGCGCCCUAGCUUUCUCCGACUUUCUAUGA
Suricata suricatta (meerkat) is the source of this 718-nucleotide messenger RNA. RefSeq names its product neurogenin 3 (gene NEUROG3). The transcript has 2 exons. Lineage: Eukaryota; Metazoa; Chordata; Mammalia; Carnivora; Herpestidae. Bases 71 to 718 code for a protein of 215 amino acids. The record is from RefSeq and is a predicted model, not a curated record. Gene Ontology annotation, molecular function: protein dimerization activity.